This is a messenger RNA of Plutella xylostella (diamondback moth), 1427 nucleotides long. Its product is annotated as endoplasmic reticulum-Golgi intermediate compartment protein 2. The record is from RefSeq and is a predicted model, not a curated record. Gene Ontology annotation, biological process: endoplasmic reticulum to Golgi vesicle-mediated transport; retrograde vesicle-mediated transport, Golgi to endoplasmic reticulum. Gene Ontology annotation, cellular component: endoplasmic reticulum; COPII-coated ER to Golgi transport vesicle; membrane. Lineage: Eukaryota; Metazoa; Arthropoda; Insecta; Lepidoptera; Plutellidae.
UGACAUUAAAAUUUGACAUUUGACAACGUCAAACUAACAGCAGUCGUACACAAUGAAAGGCCCGUUCUUUUCAAAAUCACACUGUCCUAAUUUUAUAAUCUGUGAUUAGUUGACAGUUGUGUUAUUUUGUUGACUGUCUGAAGAAAAAAACUGUCAGAAAGUUGGAAACAUCUUUUUGUUUUGUAGAUUUUGUAAUUAUUUACAUUAAAUUAACGCUCAAAUUGAAGCAUAACAACAGACUAUUACAUAAAUAAAAUGCUGCGGUAUCGAGGCAAGCAGAAAGUGCUUGAUAAAGUGAAAGAAUUCGAUGCAUUUCCCAAAGUUCCUGAAGAAUACGUGGACUCCACGCCGGUCGGCGGAACAUUCUCUCUUAUCACCUUUUUAAUUAUAAUGUUUCUUGUUGUUAGUGAGGUUUCACACUAUUUCGAUAGCAGCCUCGUUUUCAAGUUCACUCCUGAUACUGAAAUGGACGAGAAACUACGAAUAAACAUCGACUUAACAGUUGCAAUGCCUUGCUCGAAUAUUGGAGCGGAUAUCCUGGACUCCACCUCUCAGAGCGUGUUUGGUUUCGGAGAACUGGAGGAGGAGGACACGUGGUUCGAGCUGGAGGACCACCAGAGAGAUUCCUUUGAAGCUGUCAAGUACCUGAAUUCAUAUCUGAGAGAAGAAUACCAUUCCAUUUGGCAGCUGUUGUAUAAGAGAGGCCACGGAUCCAUCCGAGCGACCAUCCCUGAGAGACGAGUCAAGCCUAACAGGAAGCAUGAUGCGUGCAGACUGCAUGGAGUUCUAAUAUUAAACAAAGUUGGUGGUAACUUUCAUAUAACUGCUGGUAAAAGCAUUCAUUUGCCACGAGGGCAUAUUCAUUUAAACAUGUUGUUUGAUGACAGUGCACAGAACUUCAGUCACCGUAUAAACCGCCUUAGUUUCGGUAGUCCAGCUCACGGAAUAGUUUAUCCUCUAGAAGGGGAGGAGAAGGUCACUUCAGAUGACAGCAUGUUGUUUCAAUACUUUGUAGAUGUCGUACCAACAGAUAUAGAUACAACAUUUGAGUCAAUAAAGGCUUACCAAUACUCUGUAAAAGAACUAGAGAGACCCAUUAGUCAUUCAAAAGGAUCCCACGGGGUUCCCGGUAUUUUCUUCAAGUAUGACAUGGCUGCAUUAAAAGUAAAAGUGUAUCAAGAGAAAGAAAACAUUGUGCAGUUCAUAUUAAGACUAUUCUCAAUAAUCGGUGGUAUUUAUAUCAUAGUAGGCUUUCUAAAUGUAGUAACACAAAGUAUUUUUAAUGCAUUCCGUAAAACUUCUGCCCCAAAUGUACUGCAGCACACACACAAAUCACAUUCUUAUGAAAAACCAUUAGUUAACUCAUUAUUGAUAUCUCAAGAUCUAAAUGUUCCUUUGGAUAUUUUAAAUAAAUGAUAGCAACCUAA